AUGGCCAAAUUCUUCCUCUCCCGACGAUGGCGCCCGAACAAAUGGCCUUUCUAUAUUCUCCUUGGUAUUGAAUUACCACUGACUGUUGCCUUACUCGCCCUCUUUGGCAUCGCUGCUCCAAAUCUUUACCGCAAGAAACUAUGGCAGGAUGGCGCAGACAAUGGCUUCAACUCAAGUCCUACCACUGGUCUUUAUGCCAUUGCAAAUUACAAACCCUACACCACUCCAAAGGUCUGGUCACAAUUUAUCACAAACUUCAAUGUGGUCAUUGCCGUUCUCUCCAUGUUCAUCAUGCUGGUCAAAUCCAUCAUGUAUGUGCUACACGUUUUCCCUCCCGUUCUAUCAGCCAUAGUUCACGCCAUCAUCAUCGCCCUGUAUUCGGUAUCCAUAGCCUAUCAGGCAAGCAGCGAUACCUCAGACCCUCUACAUCCUCAAAACGGCCCGCCAUGGUAUGUGACCAAAUCCUGCAGCGUCACACGUAACAAGAGUUUGGUCGGCUAUUGUCGACAAGCAAAAGCCAGUUUCGCAUGCACCUGCGCGGCCUUGGGCAUAUUUGGCAUAUACUUUAUCCUUGCCAUCUGGUCAUGCUUCCCCUCCAAAUCACAACGGGAAGAAUAUGAGGAGGCCAAGCGCCUACAAGCUGAAAAGUACGCCGGGCUCGAGAACAUCUCAGACCCCAAGAGCGGCAAAGCAAGUGUCAGAUAUCCUGUCCCAGAUACACCGGGCUUCCAGGGUGGCUUGAACCCUAUGACACCACGCACGCUUGCCUUCAACACCCUCGGAGGGACUAAAGACUUACCACUCAGGAGUCACUUCAGUACCCCUAAUGUACAGUCUACUUCGCCCACGUUCGCUCUGCGCAGCCCAGACAUCCCACGUAGCCCCAUGAGUCCAGGCUUUGUCAACCGUGCGGGCAUGGAGGACGAUGAUACCAUCGGCAAGGCGAUUGAAUUGAGCCCCACCUCGCCCGGCGCAGCUCCGAACCUCUAUUUCCCGCCACCUCCAAAGACGUCCAAGAAGUGA
This is a messenger RNA of Exophiala bonariae, 1023 nucleotides long. RefSeq lists its product as uncharacterized. Bases 1 to 1023 code for a protein of 340 amino acids. The record is from RefSeq and is a predicted model, not a curated record. Lineage: Eukaryota; Fungi; Ascomycota; Eurotiomycetes; Chaetothyriales; Herpotrichiellaceae. The transcript is spliced from 2 exons.